This is a messenger RNA of Penicillium arizonense, 7482 nucleotides long. RefSeq names its product type I polyketide synthase. Gene Ontology annotation, biological process: fatty acid biosynthetic process; secondary metabolite biosynthetic process. Gene Ontology annotation, molecular function: oxidoreductase activity; 3-oxoacyl-[acyl-carrier-protein] synthase activity; fatty acid synthase activity. The coding region runs from base 1 to 7482 and encodes 2493 amino acids. The transcript has 17 exons. The record is from RefSeq and is a predicted model, not a curated record. Lineage: Eukaryota; Fungi; Ascomycota; Eurotiomycetes; Eurotiales; Aspergillaceae.
AUGCCACCAGCCGCCUUAGAGCUUCAAAUCUCUCCCAGCGAGGUACUCGACGAAAAGGUGAUCCAAGAACCCGAGACCCUUUGUAUCGAUUGUACGCACGAUGACAAUAUGGGGAACUCAUUAUUGUCAGAAGAGAGGGUCGGCCACAAAGAGUUCGAACCGAUUGCGAUUGUGGGUAUGGCAAUGAGACUUCCAGGCGGAAUUAAGUCGGACAGAGAAUUCUGGGAAUUUCUUCUGAACAAGAAGGAUGGAUUAUGUCGUGUCCCAGAAACCCGCUAUAAUGUGGAUAGCUUUUAUCACGAAACAAUGCCUCAUGCUGUCAAGACAAAACAUGGGUAUUUCUUGCAAGAUGACCCGGCACACUUUGAUGCCAGCUUCUUUGACAUCGGCACCACCGAAGCAAGUCGAUUGGAUCCCCAACAGCGUCUACUUCUGGAGGUAAUCUGGGAGUGUAUGGAAGGUGCUGGCCAGGUUGGAUGGCGUGGAAGAGAUAUCGGUUGCUACGUUGGCGUUUUUGGUGAAGACUGGCUUGACCUGAAGAGCAAAGACAGCCAGAAUAUAGACCGUGCUCAUGUUUUGGGAACUGGAAACUUUGCCUUGUCAAACCGAAUCUCCUACGAGUUUGAUUUGACUGGGCCAAGCAUGACCUUGUCUACAGGAUGCUCAUCCUCUUUGGUAGGGCUACACGAAGCCUGUACCGCGAUUCAGGCGGGGGACUGCUCCUCUGCCCUUGUGGCAGGUACAAACCUGAUCCUGACGCCAACGAUGACUACUAAUAUGUCUGAUAACAUGGUUCUCGCACCGGACGGGAUUUGCAAGACAUUUGAUGCCGCAGCAGAUGGAUACGGUCGAGGUGAGGCAAUCAAUGCUAUCUAUAUCAAAUCCCUCAAAUCAGCUUUGCGUGAUAGUGAUCCUAUCCGCGCGGUCAUCCGAUCCACCGCAAAAAAUUGUGAUGGUCGGACACCCAGUAUUACCACGCCAGGAUCAGCAACCCAAAAGAGUCUGAUUCAGAAGGCAUACCAGAUUGCGAGAAUCAGCAAGAUCACAGACACACCUUUCUUUGAAUGCCACGGCACAGGUACUACGGUGGGAGAUACAGCGGAGGUUUCUGUUGUCGCGGAGCUGUUCGGAGAUCACCAAACUUUCAUUGGAUCUGUAAAACCAAACAUUGGUCACGGUGAAGGUGCCUCCGGCAUCUCGAGUAUCAUCAAAAGUGUUCUUGCUCUUGAACACAGCAUCAUUCCACCCAAUAUACACUUCAAUGAGCCGAACCCAAAAAUCCCAUUCAAAGAUGCUCAAUUGAUAGUGCCGGUUGAGCAAACGCCUUGGCCGACUGACCGAAAGAAGAGAGUCAGUGUUAAUUGUUUUGGAAUCGGAGGAUCCAAUGCUCAUGUUAUUCUUGACUCAGCUGCGUCUUUUCCACGCGAUCAGGGACAUGAAGAGUAUAUUCUAAGCAAAAGCGUGCCUAUGCCUAUGAUACUAUCAGCUGCUAGCCCAGAGGCGUUACGCCAGAGAGUUAAGGAUGUUAAAGGAUAUAUGGAAGGCUGUUCAUCUAUGCAAGGCCUCGCUUACAAUCUUGCAGUUCGACGGGAAAUGCUACCCUACCGGACAGUCCUAAUUGGAAGAAACGAUAACGUGGUUGAGGGAUUGGAUGUCCAACAAUUUCAAGCUUCCUCAGAAGUCCCGAAGUUACACUUCGUUUUCACUGGCCAAGGAGCACAAUGGGCGGGCAUGGGCAAAGACCUUCUUGAGACAUACGAAGAUUUCUUGGCUGAUAUCAAAGCAAUGGAUGAAACCCUUCAAAGGUUGCCGGAUUCUCCGCAGUGGACCAUUCAAGAGGAGCUAUCAUGUGUCGGGAAUAUCUCGAGGAUCAACGAAGCCGAGCUGUCCCAGCCGCUCUGCACAGCAGUCCAGAUUGGCAUCGUGAAUCUGCUUUCUUCAAUAGGGGUUGUGGCGACGACUGUAGUGGGUCAUUCCAGUGGAGAAAUUGCCGCAGCAUACGCCGCAGGGGCCAUCAGUGCCGACACGGCAAUCAUCCUAGCUUUCUAUCGUGGACAAGUUACGAAGAAGAGUCGACCGGGCGCAAUGGCAGCUGUUGGGAUGUCAUCUAAAGACAUCCAAAAGUACCUGAAAGAGAAUGUUGUUGUGGCUUGUGAAAACAGUCAACAAAGUAUCACGCUUUCAGGAGACCCUGAUGGAAUUGAGCAUGCUAUUGAGCGAAUCCAUGCCGAUUACCCUGAUGCAUUUUGUCGACGACUCAAGGUCAACGUUGCCUAUCACUCCGAUCACAUGCGCGAUCUAGGUCAAAUGUAUGAGGACGCGAUCACCCCAUAUCUCCAUUCACAAGGAUCCAUGCUGGACCUGUACUCGAGUGUGUCCAAAAAGAAAGUCAGUGAGGCAUCUGACUUGAAUGCAUCAUACUGGCGUCAAAAUUUGGAGUCGCCAGUUCUCUUCUCAACGGCCGUAGAUAUGAUCCUCCGAGACCACAAGAAUGUCGCCGUUUUUCUGGAGAUUGGUCCUCACUCGACAUUAUCUGGCCCUCUUCGUCAAAUCUUUGAGGCGAAUAAUAGAAAACAGUCGAUUUAUCUACCUUGCAUUGUGAGAGGAGAGAGUCCAGCUGAUCGCCUCACGGCAUCCAUAGCCUCAAUUUAUUGUCUCGGCCUUCCUUCCAAUCUACCUCAAACCUUUGGAACCGGGAGAGUUCUUACCGACAUUCCCGCCUAUCCAUGGCAACAUGAUCAGAGACUCUGGUGCGAAACUAGAGCCACAGAGCGAUGGAGAUUGAGGUCUUUCCCAAAUCACGAACUACUGGGAUCUAGGCUGUUUGGUUCUAGUGACGAGCAGCCUACAUGGAGAAACAUUCUCAACACUCACGAUGUGCCAUGGCUGCUUGACCAUAAGCUCUUUAAAGAUAUUGUCUUCCCAGGAGCUGCUUAUAUCACAAUGGCUGGAGAAGCCAUACGCCAAAUGACGGGAUCUCAAAGUUACAGUAUUCAGAACUUGUUUUUGAAGACCCCUUUAUUUCUUUACGAAGCCCGCGAAACGGAAAUUAUUACUAGCUUGAGGCCCGUCAAACUGACUGACGUGGUCGAUUCUGACUUCUUUGAGUUUACAAUCUCGGCUUUUGACGGCCAGCAUUUCGUUAAACACUGCGAAGGCCAAGUUCGCGAAGGCUGUGAGUUCUUACCUGACACCGAAGAGAUCAAGCCAUUUAGUCGAAGCGUCUCCUAUUCAUCGUGGUACGACUACAUGGCAGAACUAGGACUGAGGUAUGGUCCGCGUUUCCGAGGUCUUCGACAGAUCACAACAGACCCUGUUCGUAAGAUAGCAAGUGGCGUGGUGACAGACUGUGAGCUGCACGAAAGUCAAUAUUCUCUGCAUCCAAUUGUCAUUGAUGAGGCAUUGCAAUUGCUCGGUGUUGCGGCCUGUAGAGGCCUUUCACGCGUGGUCACAAAGCUUUGUGUUCCUGCCUACUUCGAAAGCAUUUACGUGUCAGGUGGCGCCCCAAAGAGAGACCUGGAAGAAAGCUCAGAAUGCGACAAUCAGAUUAAGCUGCUUGCUACAACCCAUGGAGAGUCAGGCAACACUUUGACCGGGAAUUCAGUAGCGACAGCUCAUGGGGAAUUGGUCCUGAGCAUACAAGGCGGCGUCUUUUUUGCACUCGAUGAGAACACGGAAGAGCUAGAGAUCCCAUUAGGAAGCCAUGUAGAGUGGGCACCAGAUGUUGAUCUUCUUUCCUCGCAAGACUUGCUGAAGUUCGAUCCGGUUCCUGAUGAUUCGCCUCUCCUCGCUCAAAUGUCAACCCUCGCCCUUCUAUACACGGAAGAGGAGGUUCGUAGACUUCAAGCCGGAGCUCCACACCUUCACAAAUAUCAGAAGCGUCUCACCAAAGUGACCAAGAACAUCAUGGAUGGUCAUUAUCCUGCUGUUCCUGAAGCCCAGCAUUGGGCUAGCUUAGGCCAGCUUGAGAGGCGGAAGAUCUUUGAGGAGCUCAAAAAACUACCCACCAUUGAAAUUUACAGCGUAGCUGUGGCCGACAUGAUAGAGAGGGUAAUGAAAAACGCCGCUGACAUUGUUGAAAAUAAGAUAUCUCAGCUGGAGCUACUGCUGCAAGAUUCGGGUCUGAAGAGCCUGUACGAGUCAGCAAGCCAGAAAUUGGGCUGGCACAUCUUGUUUCCCCAUCUUAGACACUGCAAUCCAAGAAUGAGGAUCCUUGAAAUUGGUGCGGGUACCGGUGCUACUACUGCAGUAGCCCUAGAGCUGUUGCAAGAACCCAACGGCCUGCAAACAUUCGCCUCCUACACCUUUACGGAUAUCUCACACGGUUUCUUGAAGUCUGCCGAGGACCGGUUUCAGGGUUUCCGCAACAUAGCGUACAAGAUCUUGGAUAUCAGCAAAGAUCCACAAGACCAAGGCUUUGAACCGGCCAGCUUUGAUCUCGUCAUUGCUGCAAAUGUUCUUCAUGUUGUCCCAGUGAUACGCGAAGCGCUUGUGCAUGUUAAAAAGCUCCUUGUUCCCGGCGGCCGUCUGCUAAUGCAAGAAUUAUGCCCGGAUUCACCUCAUUAUGACUUCAUUCUGGGGGCCCUUCCGGGUUGGUGGAUUGGUGAGAAUGACAACCGUCUAGAGCAUCCUUAUAUCAAUGGAGAGCGUUGGAAUACUGAGCUACGCAACGCCGGUCUUACUGGCGUAGAAACAAUCUGCUACGAUGCAGAAUUACCUUAUCGCCAAGUUGCCAACAUUCUUUCGAGAAAGCCCAUCGACGACACCUACCAACGGACUGUCACACUUGUCUACGGAACAAGCCUUGGUAAAUGGGAAAACGAUCUCGGAAAGCAGCUUGUGGAUCUAGACUUCAACGUGACCUGGCUACGACUAGGAGAAGGAGUUCCGAAAAGUGGCGAUGUCAUUUCCCUCCUCGAUCUGGAGGGCCCCUUCCUUGAUGACCUUUCGGAUGAAAAUUUCAGAAUUCUGAAAGAGUUUCUGAUGGAGUGUGCAUCUUUAAGAGUAUUUUGGUUGAUGCCAAUGGCGCAGACAUUGUGUGUGGAUCCUAGAUAUGGGCUUGUCUUGGGAUUCGGUCGUUCCUUGCGAAAGGAGCUGAUUCCCCAGUUCAUAACGAUUGAGAUUGAUAUUUUUGACAGCCGGUCAAUCAUCUGUAUUCUACAGAUUCUGCAAAAGCCUACCAACAAGGAUUCCCUCCCUGAACUGGAAUAUACCCUGACAAAAGGAACUGCACAUAUCAGUCGAUUCAAGUGGGCUUCCAUAUCCGACUAUACUGCGAAGUUGGUGGAUCCUAACGCCCCAAGGAUGAUUUCAAUGGACUCAUCACACGCCUUGGACUCAUUUCAGUGGAUCACAUGCAUCGAAGCACCGUUGGGAACAGGGGAUGUGGAGGUUGAUAUUGCCUAUACUGGGUUAAACUUUCGAGAUAUCAUGCUUGCUCUAGGUCUUUUUGGCGAGAAAGAAAGCUUGGGCUAUGAAGCAAGUGGGGUCAUCCGUCGAAUUGGACCUGGCGUGGAGGCAUUCCAGGUUGGCGACAAGGUAGCACUCAUGGGGGAUGGACUUCUUAGGACACGACGAGUUGUUAGUGGUAAUUACUGUGUCAAGAUUCCAGCAGGUUUAUCUUUGGAGGAUGCGGCCACCAUGCUUACUGUGUUUGCGACGGCGAUAUAUUCGUUAAUUCAUGUCGGCUGUAUUAGCAAGGGCAAGACUGUUUUGAUUCAUUCUGCCUGCGGCGGAGUGGGAUUGGCCUCCAUUCAAAUUUGCAAGCUGGUGGGCGCCGAGAUCUUCGCCACGGUCGGCAGUGAGGAAAAGAUAAAAUAUCUGCAAACAGAACUCCAAAUUCCGAGAAACCGAAUCUUUGAUUCCCAUAGCACGGAAUUUCUGCCUCGGUUAAUGGAAGAGACGGAUGGUCGAGGAGUUGACGUGGUGCUCAAUUCGUUGGCAGGAAAGCUCUUGCAUGCAUCGUGGCAAUGCGUGGCCCCUUUUGGAAAGAUGAUCGAGCUGGGGAAACGCGAUUUCCUAGGCCAUGGCAAACUUGAUAUGGCUACAUUUGGAAAGAACCGGGCAUUUUUCGGAGUUGACCUGCAUCAAAUGGGCACAGACGCACCUGAGCUUAUUCUAAGUCUGAUUUCUCAGUUCUCGGACUGGGCGCGGGAUGGAAAAGUGAAACCGAUCAGACCUGUGACGGUUUACGAUGCCGAUCAAAUAUCUGAGGCGUUUAGAUUCAUGCAGCAGGGCGUUCACAUGGGGAAGAUCCUCAUAAAAAUGCCCCCGUGCUCUUCAGACUUGCCGGCGAAUCCUUCAAUCAAACCAUUCUCCCUAUCAUCUACCAAGGCAUACCUCCUCGCUGGUGGCCUUGGGGGCUUGGGGAGGUGUGUGUCAAAUUGGAUGGUUGAGCAAGGAGCCAGGCAUUUGAUCUUCCUCUCCCGGUCUGGUGGCCGAUCGGAUGAGCACAAAGCUUUCGUUCGGGAGUUGCAAACUCAAGGAUGUGAGGCCCUUAUCAUUGCUGGAGAUAUUUGCAACCUCGCGGAUGUCAAACAAGCAGCUUCCUGUUCUGCAUGGCCGAUUGGGGGUGUUCUUCAACUCUCCAUGGUUCUCCGAGACCAAGGGUUUGUCAAUAUGACACAUGAGGAAUGGAAAACUGUCAUUGAUCCCAAGGUAACUGGCACCUGGAACCUCCACCAGGUUUUUAAAGAUUCUUCCCUUGACUUUUUUGUCAUGUUCAGCUCUCUUGUGGGCUUGGCUGGAAAUACGGGCCAGACCAAUUACUCGGCGGCAAAUACUUUCCUGGAUUCCUUUGUCCAGUACCGUCGAAGCCAUGGUCUACCCGCCUCUGUCCUUGAUCUCGGUGCCAUGGGUGAUGUUGGGUUUGUGAGUCAGGACAAAAGGCUUAGGGACAGAUUGGAGGCAUCAUCUUUCAUUAUUCUGAGAGAGAAGAAUCUGAUGGAUGGACUCAAGAUUUCCAUGCAAGCGGAGGCAAAUGCUCGACCGGACAAUGGCAACCCAGUUUCCAAUCUGUUUGCGAUCGGUCUUGGGAGCAAGCGCACAAAUCACCAUACAGUUAUCCCACUGUACAAUUACGAUAACCGAUUCAGCUUCUACGCAAACUACGAGGCAGCAGAAAAAAAGACCGAAACAGACAAGACCGAUGAGUUACGAACUUUUUUCGCCAAUGUGGAGAGACAUCCAGAGCUAUUGGAUGACUCCGAGACAGAGCUUCGAAUCAUGGGAGAGCUGGGCAAGUCAAUCUAUUCAUACAAGGGACAGGAGCGGGAGUUGACAGAUGAGGAGAUGUCGGCAAUUGUCAUUGACUCCUUAAUUUCCAUCGAAAUCAGGAAUUGGUUCCGGCGAAAAUUGUCCCUGGAAAUUACUCUGACCGAGAUCUCUCGUGCCGGUAAUGUAGGCGCGUUGAGCGAGUUGACUGUUGCAAAACUGAAGGCCAGGCACCAGCAGAAGGAAGAAACACUUGAGGGUGCGGCGUGA